Sinocyclocheilus rhinocerous is the source of this 1511-nucleotide messenger RNA. It is a transcript of the gene kctd12.2, whose product is annotated as potassium channel tetramerisation domain containing 12.2. The transcript has a single exon. Gene Ontology annotation, cellular component: postsynaptic membrane; signaling receptor complex; presynaptic membrane. The record is from RefSeq and is a predicted model, not a curated record. Lineage: Eukaryota; Metazoa; Chordata; Actinopteri; Cypriniformes; Cyprinidae. The coding region runs from base 84 to 896 and encodes 270 amino acids. Gene Ontology annotation, biological process: regulation of G protein-coupled receptor signaling pathway; protein homooligomerization. Gene Ontology annotation, molecular function: protein binding.
CUACAUAAACAAAGCUAAAAUAUUCCUUUCCACUCUUCUUCAGUCCCGUGAUUGCACCGGAGGUCUCGCGCAGCUGUGCAGAGAUGGACAAGAGUCGCGAGGAGCCUUCCCAGCGAUUUCCCGAAAUUAUUGAGCUCAAUGUCGGGGGGCAAGUUUACGUUACGCGCCACUCAACUUUACUCUCAGUGCCCAGUUCUUUACUUUGGACCAUGUUCAGCCAGAAAAAACCGGCGGAACUUACCACCGACAGCAAAGGACGCUACUUUUUGGACAGGGACGGCUUUCUGUUCAGAUAUAUUUUGGAUUACUUGCGGGACCAGACUCUGGUUUUGCCUGAUUACUUCAAAGAGAAGGCGAGCCUUCUUAAAGAGGCAGAAUAUUUCCAACUUCAAGAGCUGGCAAAGCGCCUGAGACCGGCGGUCAGUAAGGAGAACUCCAUCAGCGAGGAGGUGUGCCAGAGCGACCCAGAGGAGGCUGCGCUCGCCAGCACCAGCAUCACCAGCACCGGCCCUCGCUCUCCGUCUCUGGAGGCGAAGAAAAACGGCUACAUAACCAUUGGGUACAGGGGCUCCUAUACCAUAGGACGAGACAUCCAACAGGACGCCAAAUUUCGACGGGUGGCGAGAAUCACCGUGUGCGGAAAAACAUCCCUCGCCAAAGAAGUUUUCGGGGAGACUCUGAACGAGAGCAGAGACCCUGACAGACCCCCAGAAAGAUACACUUCUCGGUAUUACCUCAAGUAUAAUUUCCUGGAGCAAGCCUUUGACAGGCUGACGGAGGUGGGAUUCCACAUGGUUGCGUGCAGCUCCACUGGCACCUGCGCGUACGCGAGUAACGACCCCAACGAGGACAAAAUCUGGACGAGUUACACCGAGUACGUUUUUUGCAGGGAGUGAAGUGGACUCAAUUUUGGGAACUGUUAUUCAAACACAUUUCUCGGACACUCACCUUUCCAUUCGUUACGCGCCACGAAUGUGUAGUUUUUUUCCACAGUGUCAACAUAUAAAGACUGUCAGUCGCUGAGCAGACGUUUUGUGCAUAUUUUCUGUGUAAGUAAUAAUUUAAUAAUAGCGGACCUCCAAAUUUGUCGUCUGUUCCCAGAAUUCAAACAACCGCUGAUAGCAAUUUUCAGUAUUUAAAUAUCGUAGGUUUGGACUGGAGGACGCACAAAAUGUACUCUCAAUGAUACGACUUUUUGAAAUCAAAUUAACCUUUAUAGGCUACCACUUUUUUUUGUCAUAUUAAAUGUUCAUUACAUUGCUGUUUUUUUCUCUGAGAGUACAUCCAGAAGCUCAACAGACACAACAGACACAAAAAUAAAAUAUCAUCCCAGUAGUAAAAUAGCAAGCUAUUCCAUAAUGAGUAAAUAUAUACUACUCUCCCCUCUGCUUUUCACUCAACAUUGACAUUUCUGAGAUGAUCAUUUGUGUUUGCACUCCUAUGCAUUUGUUUUAUUCUUAGCCAAGAUGUCUGUCCGCUUUAUAUACACAUAAUAAACUUAUCAUGAAAGA